AUGCAGACAGCGGCACGAUCCACACAGAGAGUUUAUUUGAGGACUGUUCGUCAAAGAAGCGAUGUUGUGAAAAAUGCUUGGUCAGACGCGAACCAUGUCCCAGCUGUUGUUGUGGUUCAUUGUAGACCGUUGCCGAGAAAUGCCUCAGGAUUGAGUAAAGCAUGUGACAAUCACCGCCUGAAGUCAACACAGAACAAGCUAGUCCAGUUGUCUUGGUUUUCUGAUACCCAGCGAAAGCCUGAGCAAACAAUCAGUCUGAGUGAGGAUGCCUGUCCACAAGGUAUCCAGGGGGAUGACUGCGUCACCUUUAAACUCUGGCUGGAAAGCUGUAGAAGAUAUGGCCUGGCUAACUGCAACAAUCAGCUGCAAGGGAUACAGUCUGGGAGAAAAACUCUUUCUGAGGUGAUGGUGGAACAAGAGAAGCUGAUUUCAGAAAUCGCGGAGCAGUAUCAGGCAGCCUCACAGAGACAUGACACGUACAGUAACGUGCAGGGCCUUCAGGAUGGUGUGGCAGCUUCUGUGGAUGUGGAUGUAGAUAUGCCUUGUCCUCAGGGAGUCCAGGGUCUUGACUGUGCCCGGUUCAAGCUGUGGCUGGAGAACUGCCACAGGUUUGGGCUCCAUGACUGUGCCCAGCAGCUGGACAGUUUUGAGGCCGGGAGGAAGUCAUUAGCUGAGGUAUUUGCCGAACAGGACAAAAUGAUUCGUGAGGCAGCUACAGUGACCUACCAGAAAAUAUCCAGGCAGCAGAGGAAGUAUUCCACAUCCACAAGAAAUCCAGCAUCUGGAGACAGGGAUCCACCAGGUGGUUCCACAUCCACAAGGAAUCCUGGGUCUGAAGACAGGGAUCCACUUGGUGGUUCCACAUCCACAAGGAAUCCUGGGUCUGGAGACAGCAGUCCCCCAGGCGGGCCGGAGCAGGGCUCAGGAAGUCAGCUGACACAGAGGCAAAAACUACAGCGGGCUGUGAAGGAGUAUGGGAGUACAGUUAUUGUUUUCCAUGUCACCAUUUCAUUGAUGUCACUAGGAUUCUUUUACCUGCUAGUUUCCAGUGGCAUCGAUGUUGUGGGGCUGCUAAUGAAGCUGGGCAUCGGAGAGUCGUUACUACAGAACAAACUGGCAGCUGGCACUGGGACUUUUGUUGUAGCUUAUGCCGUCCAUAAAGUGUUCGCACCGGUGCGCAUUGCCACUACUCUGACCGCCACACCUUUCAUUGUGAGAUACCUGCGUCGUGUUGGCUUCCUCAAAGUUCCUCAGCCAGUCAAGCCUAAACAAUAA
Molecule: messenger RNA, 1275 nt
Organism: Candidula unifasciata
Lineage: Eukaryota; Metazoa; Mollusca; Gastropoda; Stylommatophora; Geomitridae
Source: the annotation of a GenBank genome assembly